UCCUUUAAUGAUCUCUCAGUUUGACGACCAUAACCGUGAUAAUCUUGUUUACCGUCAUGCCACAAAACUGUGAGUGCGUUGGUAAUGCAUCUGGCUACGACUGAAAUGACGCAGUUGUGUGGUUUGGAAUAUGGUUGUUGUGGCCUAAUGGUAAUGAUAUGGAAUACUUCAAAUCAAAUCAAAAUACUGACCCGCAUAUUAUGUAGUCGUAGGGAACUCCUUGUUAGCCUCGUCAGUCACCACAUGGAUCAGACAGAUGAUAAACGCGAUGAACUUACCAACGUGACAUACAGGUUGAAUCGGCGGUUACUCCUUCGAGAGAAUCGGAAGUCUUCAAGAGGUGAUGCCCAGAGUCGCGGUGGUGGCUUGAAUGCAAUUGGUUUCGCAGCUGGAGAUAUGCAAUCACACAGACACUCGCUGGAAAACUUGAAGAACCGAGACGUUCAAGUUCAAGUGUUCCAAGAAACAGCGCGCCCAAUCAAUCAGGAACAAAACCGGGUUUCGAAGCCUGCAGUAGUUCAUAUAAGAGCAUCUGUUUCAACAGAUGGUGAAAGCAAUUGUUAAUUAUGAAACGAGUGUACGACGAGAUGGUGUAUCAGUAGGAUCCUUUAGGCAUGAAAAAUCGAACUGAGGACCUUCACAGC
Messenger RNA from Suillus discolor, 644 nucleotides. RefSeq lists its product as uncharacterized. The record is from RefSeq and is a predicted model, not a curated record. Bases 85 to 564 code for a protein of 159 amino acids. Lineage: Eukaryota; Fungi; Basidiomycota; Agaricomycetes; Boletales; Suillaceae. The transcript has 3 exons.